Molecule: messenger RNA, 4504 nt
Organism: Orbicella faveolata
Lineage: Eukaryota; Metazoa; Cnidaria; Anthozoa; Scleractinia; Merulinidae
Biological process (GO): response to oxidative stress
Molecular function (GO): heme binding; peroxidase activity
Source: RefSeq, a predicted model, not a curated record
CAUCACUACCACAGCCAACCAUCACCACCUUCUGUACUCCUAAGCCCUCUCCACCAACAUAGCUACGUCAUCAGCACCAGCAUCAGCACCAUCACCCAUUGCCGCUAUUGCCACUGCCACUGCGAUUACCAUGUACCUCCACAGCCAACACGAAACUUGAACUAGAGUCACAAUAAGGAGAUCAGUGAGGUUUUGAUGAUGAUGCUAUUACAUUUCAGCCGACAGCUUCCAGGCUUCUCAAAAACAAAGGUGUCGGGGAUCCUGGUUAUUUUGAAGACGUCACGAUGGAUGCUGGUGUGAAUAUGGAUGGUUACCGUAAUGACUCUGCGCUCAGUCAAGGAACCUACACAUAUGGCUCUUCAUUUACUGACUUUGACAAUGACGGUUGGCCAGAAUUGUUAGUGACAGCAGACUACGGUGUUAGCCGAUUGUUUUGGAACAAUCAAAACGGCACAUUUACCGAGUGUACGGAGUCUUGCGGCCUGGACGCCAUGCAGAACGCUAAGGGUCAUGCGAUAGGAGAUUGGGACAACGAUGGCUUUCUCGACUGGUUUUCUACCGCCAUGUAUCAGAACCGCAGUGAAUGUUCAAUGUCUGGUUGUAUGUAUGUUGACAGCGGAAACGUGCUAUAUCGUUAUCAAGGAGGAAAGCAAUUUGAAGAGGCCACAGACAAGGCUGGUGUGGAGAAUGGAGGUAUGCCGUGGGGAGCAGCAUUAAUGGACUUUGAUAACAAUGGAUUUCUGGAUUUUAUCUCGACAAGUGGAAAUGACUUCAACAAGAUGAACUUAUGGCAAAAUCUUGGCGCUGGCCAAAACGGAAAAACUCAAGAGGUGUCUGCUGUCUAUGGAUUGAACGGUAGAGGGAAAGGACGGGGUCUACUUAAAUGGGACUAUGAUGAUGAUGGUGAUGAAGAUGUCAUAGUGUGCAAUAAUGUCGGAGCUCCAUUUUUCUACCAGUAUCAACAGAAAGAACCAAACAACUGGAUAAGAGUGCGUGCUGUACAUCAGUGUGCCAAGAAUCAAAAUAAAUUAUGUGACAGCCUUGGUGCCCGUGUGCAAGUUACCAUGGCAAAUAAUCACAAACAGACACAAGAAAUCGGUUCCAGUACUCACUUCUUGGGUCAGAGUUCGCGAGUCGCUCACUUUGGACUGGGGCGAAACAGUGGCCAGGUAACAGUUCAUGUCAAGUGGCUGUCUGGUGUCACCGUGACAUACUCUGACGUACCUCCUGAUACAAGACUGCGAGUCCUUCAGCCCGACAUAGCGGAUUCAGGGAAAACGUUUUCAUAUUCCACCCUUGACAAGUGCUUUUCUUUAUUCGUUACGGAAAUUAAAGAACAGCCUUCAAACUCAAGAGUAACGAUAAAUUCUGAUGGCAGAACAGUGGAUUUGAAAAUAAAUCUUGGCGUAGAGUACAAGGACCUAAGCAACGAGACCUUUAAGUACGCAGUGAGUGUGAUGCCUAGUCCGGGUGGACAACCGCUGAACUCCAGUACCGCGUCUUAUGUUGUGUUCACGGAGGGCACUGCUAGUGGUUGUCAGGCUGGAAGGAAAAUAGGGUCCACACCAAGUGUAACAGAUGGAAGACGCUUGGACGGUACCUCGAACAACAAAGAUCACGUGUUCUGGGGUGCAAUACUCGAAGACGUGGUACGCGAUGCCCCUGCCAUGUACGCUGAUGGCAUCGUUAUGCCUGCAGGCGCCAACAGGCCCUCUCCGAGGAAAAUCAGCAACGAGCUAUUUCAGCAGACUGAACCCAAGAUUAGCCGUCGCAGACUCAGUGAUCUUCAUAUGACUUAUGGGCAGUUCCUGGCUCAUGACACAGAUAAAUCACCGGAGCUGUCAAGUCGUGAUUUUGAUGUCACGAGUGACGUAAUGCUGCCCAUUCCAGUUCCAAAGGGCGAUAUUCACUUUGACAGGCAAAAUAAAGGCAAUGUUUACCUUCCAUUCGUGCGUUCGAACUUCAACAGAUGUACGGGCCGCGUUACCAGUACUCCCAGGCAACAGAUUAACAUACUAACCUCGUACAUUGAUGGCUCUGUCGUGUAUGGCGAAACAGAAGAAAGAAACAAGGCACUGCGAGAAUUUAAAGAUGGCAAGUUGAAAACCGGACCUGGAGAUCUGCUACCGGAAAACACAAUUUCUGUUUCCAAUGACAACCCAGUUGGUCGCGAACCAACUCGACUGUUUGCUGCUGGUGACUCGAGAGCCAAUGAACAGCCGGGACUGAUUGCACUUCACACCCUCUUUGUGAGAGAACACAACCGACUCUGUGACGAGUAUAAAGGAGAAAAUCCACAGGCUUCUGACGAGGAGAUAUUUCAGGCCGUGCGUCGCCUGGUAGCGGCAGAGAUCCAGGCCAUUACGUUCCGUGAAUACUUGCCAGCCACGUUGGGGGGAACUCAACACAUUCCUGCUUAUCAGGGGUACAAUAAGAAUAUUGACGUCGGUAUGAGCAACAUGAUGUCUACAGCAGCAUUCAGAUUCGGCCACAGUCAAGUCAACACUCACUUGUGGCGGUUUGAAGAGGAUGGUACGAUGUCCCAUUACGGUCAUAUCCCUCUUAGAGACGUUUUCUUUUCUCCUGAAAGAGUGGCGAGAGAGGGAGGAAUAGAUUCCCUCUUUAGAGGAGCAGUGAAACAAGUCGCACAGGAAGUUGACUUAAAGAUGGUGGAUGCCAUGCGGAACGCUCUGUUUCCGUCUGGUCCUAAACUUGGUUCAGAUUUAGCCUCCAAGAACAUUCAGCGUGGAAGAGAUCAUGGCUUACCGGAUUACAACUCUGCGAGAAAGGCUCUUGAUUUAAGAGGGCUCAGCAGUUUUUCAGAAAUUACCAAAGAUUCCAAGACUGCUACAAAGAUAGAGGAUCUCUACCAAGACAUAAACGACAUUGACUUAUGGGUAGGAGGACUGGCCGAGGACCACGAGAGUGGCAGUGAACUGGGACCGACCUUCAGAGCAAUCAUUAUGAAAAAUUUCUUGCGAAUCAGAGACGGCGACAGAUUCUGGUAUGAGCGUUAUCUGUCCCAAGAGGAAAUCGACAAGGUCCAUUCCCUCACACUCGGCAAGAUCAUUCGUCUUAACACUGAGUUCAAAAGCGCGCCAGAUAACGUGUUUUUCUCCACGGAUUACUGUUCAGGCGUGACCGAUUUCCAGUGUGUACCGAAGACUGACUCCACGGUAACCGAAGCUAGCACCAGUAACGCCACGAGAAAUGCUUUAAUAGCAAUAAGUGUCAUCAUGUUCGUGGCCAUAGUCAUAAUUGGAGCUGUUCUGGCUUAUCUCCGGUUCCGCACCAAACCAAAUAAAACGAAGGUGAUUUCCAUCAAGGAAGCAGAGCCAAAAUAGGAUGAAAUUGUCCAUGAGUUCUUCGUCUUGUACUCUCAUGUACGUAGUCACUGUUUUCCUGCUUCCAACUUGUAGUUUUCGUGGUAGACAGCUGUCAUCUGUUAAAAGUUUCAUAUUAUCAGCUUUCGCUUUAAGGCUACACUUUUAAGUUAGCAUGAAAGAGGUCUUUGCAGAGAAUAGAGCAAUAAAGACCAAAAUUAUCUUCUACGUACCUCAUCACAAAUCUAUCUGACGUUUGGCGUUAAGCGGAUAUAUAUAUUUUUGAAAUUUACCUUGUCCAAGAGUGCAUACCACUGAGGCCCUUCUAUAUAAAGGUACAGAAUUUAGGACCAAAUAUGGGUCGACAGCUAAGGAGCCAAUAAAAGGAUACAAGUAAGGGUCCAAUGGUGGACACAGUAAAGAGUUCAAAAGAGACGACUAAACUUAUAGAAGAGUUUCGAAAGCUAUAGAGACCAAAAAAGUAUUUACGAAUCAAUAGAGGUACAUUAUAUAAAGGGCCCAGUAGAGACACACAAUAAAGAAUCCGAAAGAGGUACUCAACCAGUAGAGUAGAACAGUAGAGAAACAUAAUUAAAAUACAAGUACAUGUAGUGGUAUAAAUAUUUAGAAAUUACAGUAGCUUAUGCUUCUUAUGAUAAUUUCUACUUUGAGGACAAAAAUGUCGAUAUUUAUAGUACAGUGUGAUAAUCCAAACGGCAAUAUCGCCCAUGACACUCGGGCUAAAAUAUUUAUUGCACACAUAAUGUAUGUAAGUCGGGGUUCAGUAGCGAUCAGUAAUCAAAUGCUCAGGAAGAGUUUGGGAUUGGUAACUAUCAUAACUUAUGUAAGGGGUGGAACAUUUUACUUUUAAGGGGGGGGGUUUGAUAAAAAUAUCCUUCAACCACAUUUGUACCAAAAAAACAUUCGUGCACUCCACCACCGCCGAAAAAAAAUUUCACACACGUUCGAAAAAGCAUGUUACACGGAGAAAAAAAAAACAUGCAUAAACACGUCUCGAGAAAAAAAAUCCUGGUGCAUGAAAGGGUUAAAAUUUCAUGCCUGCACCAAAUCACUUACCCUCCACCGCUAAAAAACUCACAUGGUUCAGCCCUAAGAUUGUUUGUUGUUGAUGAUUUCUGUAAAAGGAUUAGAUGCACCCAAAUAAAAGGAGUGAGCAGUAA